AUGGCGACCCACCAAACAGCCAAAACACAAUACGUCUCGACGCCGCGCGGCACCAAGUUCGCGUACCGGCGGCUGGGCACAAGCGGGGGCACGCCGCUAGUCGUCCUAACACACUUUCGCGGCGUCAUGGACAAACUGGACCCGGAGCUGGUCAACGCGCUAGCAGCACAGCGGGCGGUCGUGCUGGUCGACUACGCGGGCGUGGGUCUGAGCACGGGGGCCGUGGCGACCACGGUGCGGCAGGCGGCCGACGACGUGGCCGAGUUCCUUGGGCUGGUCGGCGCGCGCGAGGUCGACGUGCUGGGCUUCAGUCUCGGCGGCUACGUCGCGCAGCUGCUCGCGCUCAACACCGGCAGUGACGCUGCGGGUGUGCGCUGGUGGGCCCGCGUCCACGAGCGCUCGCGCGCCACGUCGGGCGAGGAGCCGGCUGCCUGGCUCAGCGAGGGAUAUGUUGAUGGCGCUGCCGGCCUCAAGGCGCAGGUCGCGCAGAUCGCGGGGUACGCGGCGCCGGAGACGAGCCAGGGGCUGGAUGGCUCAUAUGAGCGGCUGCCCGAACUGGGGAUUCCCGUCUUGGUGGUGAAUGGACAUGACGACUACAUGAUCCCGACCGCCAACAGCUUCGUGCUGCAGCAGCGCCUGCCCAACGCGCAGCUCGUCGUAUACCCCGAUAGCGGCCACGGCGCGCUCUUUCAGUAUGCGUCGCUCUUUGCCAAGCACGCUGUCCUGUUUCUCGAGGCUUGA
Lasiosphaeria miniovina is the source of this 741-nucleotide messenger RNA. Its product is annotated as Alpha/Beta hydrolase protein. The record is from RefSeq and is a predicted model, not a curated record. NCBI's taxonomy places the organism in Eukaryota, Fungi, Ascomycota, Sordariomycetes, Sordariales, Lasiosphaeriaceae. The coding region runs from base 1 to 741 and encodes 246 amino acids. The transcript has 3 exons.